This is a messenger RNA of Molossus molossus (Pallas's mastiff bat), 5638 nucleotides long. RefSeq names its product AT-hook transcription factor (gene AKNA). The transcript has 22 exons. Gene Ontology annotation, biological process: neuroblast division in subventricular zone; epithelial to mesenchymal transition; neuroblast delamination. The coding region runs from base 184 to 4806 and encodes 1540 amino acids. The record is from RefSeq and is a predicted model, not a curated record. Gene Ontology annotation, cellular component: centrosome. NCBI's taxonomy places the organism in Eukaryota, Metazoa, Chordata, Mammalia, Chiroptera, Molossidae.
AGCAGCUCGGGCUGGCAGAGCGGCCUGGAGGCGGGCCAGGGCGCCGUGGAGGCAGGGGGCUCCCCAGGUUUGGAACAAAGACCUCACACGCAGGUCCUCUGAGCCUGGGCCAGCGGGAUGGUGAAACCCGAGAGAGGCCGCAGGCAGGAUGGCUGGUGCUGAGAGGAGCUGGCGGUGACUCUGAUGCCCGUAGUGGCAGCUGCGUGUCCUGAAGAUGAAGUGGCCCAGGUGAACUGCAGACCAGGCCCAAUGGCCAGCUCGGGGACAGAGGUCCGCUGGGCCGAGCCAGGCCUGGGGAAGGUGCCCCAGCGGCGGCGCUGGGCCUGGGCUGAGGAGGAAAAGGCGGCCAUUAGGCAUGGCCCACACAGCUGGGGAGAGGAGGGGCCCUUUCCCAACGCCAGCAGCCCCGAGCUCCUCCAGGACUUCUGCCUGGCCCAGCAGCUCCGGCAGCCUCUGGAGUGGCACUCGGAGUCGCAGCCUGAGGGGCACCAGGGUUCCGAAUCCGGAGGGUCUGCAGAAGAGUUUGAAGCAGAGGAUGUGGACAGCCCAGAAAGUUCCAGCUUGUCGCCCAGCUGGCUCCCCCAGCAGGACCCUCAACCGGACAUGACUGAUGAGGAGCCAGACGAGGCCCUCGGAGAGGACGAGGCCGAGGAAGCUGGAAAGAGCCCCUCUGGGUUGGGGUAUGAGACUGGUCUCUGUUCCAAGGACCAUGGAAGCACCAGCCCCAUGGCUCUGGGAUGGGGUCAGACCACAGGCUGGGUGGCCUCUGAUAAACAAACCAAUGGAGACAAACUUCCAGAACAUUCUGAGGUCAACCCAACUGUUGACCUCAGCUCUGCGAGGUCCUGGAGCAGUGGGACUGUGAGCCUCGACCACCCUAGUGACAGCCUUGAUUCCACCUGGGAAGGAGAGACUGAGGCCCCCCAGCCUGCUGCCCCCGCAGAGACUUUACCACAGAGCCCCGGCCGCCGCCUCCUAAGUCCAGAUGACCCGACUGGAGGAAGCGUUGCUCUGGCAACGCCUGCAGAAUUCCAGGACUCCUCAGUGCCCCCAGCCCAGAGCCUCCAGUGCCCUGCAGAUAGAUGGAGGAGAGAAACGCCCAGUGUCUCCUGCUCUCCGCUGGGGCACCGAGCCUGGAAGCGGACACGGACAUCACCUAAGGCGCUCCCUUCGCGAUUCACUGGCGCCCUCAGCCCCCCGAGUCCUCCGCCUAGGCCAGCCCGGCCGGACAGGCCGCCCAGGCAGGGAGCCGCUGUGGCUGGUCACUCAUCUUCUGAGGCCCCCAAGUACGGCCGGGGGCGGCUGAACUACCCGCUGCCUGAUUUCUCCAAGGUGGGACCCCGGGUGAGGUUCCCCAAAGAUGAGACUUACCGCCCCCCCAAGGCCAGGAGCCGCAGCAAGCAGCCUCAGGACCCUGUCAGACCACUGAUCUACAAGUCACCUGCCGAGAUCGUACGGGAGGUGCUGCUGAGCAAUGAAGAAGCCUGCUUGGGAAAGGAUCCACCCCCUUCCCACCCCGUCACCAGGGUACCCCAAGAAUUUCAGACACCCGAACAAGCCACCAAGCUGGUCCAUCAGCUCCAGGAGGACUACCACAAGCUCCUCACCAAGUAUGCUGAGGCUGAGAACACCAUCGACCAGCUGCGCCUGGGCGCCAAGGUGAACCUGUACUCAGACCCACCCAAGCCCAGCCACAGCCUCCAUACAGGGGUGUUGCCCCAGGGGACCAAGGUCUUAUCCUUCACCAUCCCGCAGCCCCAUUCCGUGGAGCGGUGGCCAGCAGGGCCUGCUGCGGCCCCACAGGUCUUGGAGGCCUCGGGGUGGUCGUCAGCUGGAGGAGACCCAAGCCCCCCCUCGCCCUCCAGUGCGCCCACCCAGGGGUGUCUUCCGGAGAACUCAGGCACCGCAAAGGACCAGCUCUCAGCAGAACGGACCCAGGCGCUGGCUUCCCAGGCCAGCCAGUUCCUGGCCAAGGUGGAGUCCUUUGGGGGCCUGAUGCAGGCAGGACGGCUGACGCCCCAGGAUCAACUCAAGGGCUUCCAGUGGCUGAAGGCUGCCCACUCGGCCCUGGAGGAAGAAUACCUGAAGGCCUGCAGGGAGCAGCCCCGGGCUCAGCAGCUUGCCGGCUCCAAGGGGACACCUGGGAAAUUUGAUCCUGGCAGGGAGCUGGAGGCGGAGAUAUUCCAGCUGGGGAUUCGCCUGGAAGAGCUGAGGGACCACAUGGAACAGAACCAGCCAAAGCCUGAGCCAGCCGGGUCAGACCCACCUCUGGACAACCCCCCGGCCACGCCCUCUUCCCACCGGCCAACAUGCUUGCCCUCUCCCUCGGGACAAGCACACACACCAGCCGUCCAGACCCUCCGCCUGGAGCCCAAGGCUACCAGCACUGACCCCAGCGCAUUGCAUGUGAACAUGGAGGUGAGCCCUGGCGGUGAGGUGGGGGACGGGCCGCUGGGCCUCCCAGCCCCGCUCAGGCACAAGGAGCAUCAGGCUGAGCAAGACUUCCAGGGGCUCCUGGAGCGGUACCUGAGUGUGAAGUCCCUCCCAGAAGCCAUGAGGAUGGAGGAGGAGGGGGCGGAGGAGGAGGGCAGGGCCCUGGAAGUGGAUGGGUCAGCUCCGGCUCCAGAGAAAGCACCGACCAAGCGGCUUCCCUCAAGGCAGCUCCGGGUGCAGGCUGAGAGAAGUCACGGGACCCCCCUCGAUCUUUCUGAGAGUUUGUGGAAACGGCCAAACGGGACGACGGGAUGCCGAUCCCUGAAGCCUGGAGGUGCUGCUUUAACUCAUCGUUCCCUCUGUCUCCCUGUGGGGGUGGGGGUGUUUCAUCGGCAAGUGCCUUGCCCAGGUCACACGGCUAGAAGGUGGCAGGACCAGAGUGGGUAUCCAGGGACGUCUGAUCAGAGCUUGUGCCCUGAACUGCUUGACUCCCAGGCCAGGGCUGCCCGGCUCAUGCCAGGGUCUGACAUCCUCUCCUCUGCCAGGGAGACUGUGGAGCAGAUGGUGUCCAUGAAACCAGCAGGCUUCCAUGCACCCAUGGCCAGAGAUGGGCACCUGCUGGGCCUGGCCAGGGCCAAGGCAGCUCCUCCGGGUCCUGCUAGACCACCGCUCUCUCGGGGCACCAAGUCCGCAGCAUCCCACCAGAGCAGUCUGACCAGCCUGGAGGGAAGCGGCAUCUCUGAGCGCUUCCCGCAGAAGUCUGGUGGCCCCCAUCUGGAGGAGUCCUGGAUGGCAUCCCCCGAGACAGACAGCGGCUUUGUGGGCUCGGAAACCAGCAGAGUGUCGCCCCUCACCCAGACCCCAGAGCAUCGGCUCUCCCACACCAGUGCCCCAGGGACAUUAGCCCAACCCUUCACUGCUUCUGUGCCCCGGGAUGCAGCCUCCCACCCCCAGACCAGAGACAUUCUGGUCCCCAGAAGAGCCACUGAGCCCAGAACACCCAGGAGUCGAGCCCAGAGGCACCCCUCCACCCGGGACAGUCCUCUCCACCGGAGGGUACCUAUCUUCUGCCAGGAGCCGGCGCUGGCAGCCGAGACAGCUGUCCCUGGCUUGCAGUUGGAGGGACGAAAGCGGAACUCUGAGCAGCUUGACCCCGGCAUGGAGGUCAGCCCACCCUCCACUCCGGCCCCUGCAGUCGCUGCUCUGCCCCGUGGACUGACAGACACCCCCCCAACCCUCCUCACCAGGACCGGGCGAGACCAGGCCAUCCGCGAGCUGCAGGACGAAGUGUCCCGACUCCGGCUCCGGCUGGAGGACAGCCUGCAUCAGCCACCCCAGGGCAGCCCCACACGGCCAGCGUCCACCUUCCACCGCCCCGCCCGGGCCCGGGACCGGCCAGCAGAUUCCCCAGCUGCCUGGGGCUCCCACUGUGGCAGUAAAUCCACAGAGAGGUUGUCCAGUGAGCCUGGAGGUGCAGAGCAAGCUGUCCCCACAGGAAGGCGGCGAGCCAGGUCCUCCUCGGUGCCUCGGGAGGUGCCCCGACUGUCCUUGAGUUCCGAAUCUGAGCCAACCUCCCCCUGGCUGUUCGCUGAGAAGGGCAGGACCACGAAGGACAGCCCACAGGCAGCCCGGGACAAAGUGAGAGGACUGCGCAGCACCGGACGGCCAGACAGGGUCACCUUCCGGGGCCAUUAUACAGGCCAGGAGUACCACGUUCUGACCCCCAAGAGUGCCCCAGGAGGCAGUGACCCAGUCUCCUGUCCCCACUGCCAGCCUGUUAGGACGCAGGAUGCAGGGGGUGCUGUCAGCAAGGACCCGCUAGGACUGUCUUCCACUGGUGCCCUGCGAUGUCCCCUGUGUGGCCGAGUUGAGUCCUCCCCAGAGGCAGAUGGCCCAGGCCCAGACCCAUCCGCCUCUGGGGCAGAAAAGGCCACCACAAGGAGGAGUGCACCUUCAACGUCCAGCCCCAAGCACAGGAGCAAACGGGCGGCGGCGCCCCAGCCGCCCCCUGGACUGUGGUAUCUGGCUGCUGCGCCGUCGGUACCAGUCCCUGCUGCUUUUGCCUACGUCCCCUCGGUUCCCGUCACGCCUUACCCACCAGCCCCUGUGUUCUAUACGCCUCCAGGAGGACCUACCUCAGCCCCCUCAGCCCGAGCAGCUGCUGAGUGGCCCCCGGAAGCCCCCUCUCGGCCAGCUAGAGGACACCGGCAUUCCAUCCAGCUGGACCUGGAGGACCUGGAGGAGCUCAACAAAGCCCUGAGCCGAGCCGUCCAGGCGGCCGAGAGCGUCCGCUCCACCACCAAGCACAUGAGCCGCUCCCUGUCGGCUGACCUGCGCCAGGCCCACAGCCUGCGGGGCUCCUGCCUCUUCUGAUGGCACUGGGGGCUCAGAGGCAGGUGGCGGGCAGCCUGCCUGUCUCCCCGGAGGCCCCGGAGGCCCCUCAUCAGUUCUCCAGCACAGGCCCUGCCUGCUCAGUCUCAGUGUUUGCAAAAUGGAGGGGCCCUGGUCAUCAAGAGAAGUCACUGCCCAGGGCACCAGCUCCUGAAGGAGGUGCUGGGACCAAGGCCACCUGCUGUCCAGAUGCAGUCUCUGGGAGUCUCCUGCACCUGUCCACCUCCGGCUAAUAAUAUGUAUUUUAUAUACUGAUGGACGGAUAGUUUUUCAACAGGAGUUUUCCUGGGCUCGGAUCCUCCUUAGGAAGCCCGAGAAGGGAUGGGGCCCGGGCUCGGCGCAGACCCGCCCACCUGCCUGUGCCAGCCACUUGGGAGUAGACAUCUCUGGAAAGACAUGGCUGGGGGUCUUUCCUCUGCUGGCUGAGGUGGGACACUUUGGGACCAUUGGGAUAUCUUAGGACGCCAGCCCCAGGCUGACACACGCCUGGCUUCUCCGUGGUUGGAGCAGCCUGUCCCCGGGGCCUGCUAGAAUGGAGACACCCCAGGGCGUGGUCCACCGUGGCCCCUCUCAGUACCUCAUCUCGAGAACCCCGCUGUCCGGAGACCCCUGUGGAAUGGCCGUCGCCCCGCGGCCAGGCUGGCUCCGGUCCCCCGCCCUGCAGCAGCGCGUACCUCAGCUUUUCUGGAAUGUGUGUGCGUCGUGAUAUUUGUAUAUUUGAGGCAUUUAAAAAGUCUAUUUUCGUUAUGAGGACAAAUGAAGAAUGAAUAUUGAUCUUACAGAAAAAAAGAAAAGCCAAAAAAAAAAAAAAAAC